Messenger RNA from Rotaria sordida, 857 nucleotides. The record is from the annotation of a GenBank genome assembly. NCBI's taxonomy places the organism in Eukaryota, Metazoa, Rotifera, Eurotatoria, Philodinida, Philodinidae.
UUGAAAUCCAAAAAAUAGCUCUCCCUCCGAAUCAUCCCGACUUGGCAACUUCCUACAACAACAUCGGUUUGGUGUAUAAUAACAUGGGCGAGUACUCGAAAGCACUUUCAUCGUUCGAACGAUCACUUGAAAUUCGAAAAAUAGCUCUCCCUGCAAAUCAUUCUGACUUGGCUGCUUCCUACAACAACAUCGGUAUGGUGUAUGAUAACAUGGGCGAGUACUCGAAAGCACUUUCAUUUCUCCAAAAAGGACUCGCGAUACGACAAAAAUCACUGCCACCAAACCAUCCGGAUAUUGCACAGUCGAAAAGAAACAUUGAAAUCAUCAAAUAUUUGAGCAUUAUAAUCAAAAUCAUAGUACAAAUUUUAAUAAUUGGUUAUCUUAAAUUAAAUAUCAAAAAAUUUCAAUCAUCAUCAAGAAAAAGUCAACGAUCAAUAACAAGAACUAGAAAUAUUGGUACAAAUGAACAACAUCUUUCAAUCAAGAAUGAUAAAGAUUCAUCAAUAAUAUCAAACACAAAUAAAGAUACAGAAGUUAAUUUUGAACGAUUACUUUCAACAACAUUAAUUUCUAUAAAAUCAAUAAAACACUUAAUUAUUUUAAAUCAACGUUCAAUGUACAAAAGAGCAAGCGAACAUGAACUUGAAACGCGUGCUUUAGCAGCAUUAGUACCAGUUGUAUAUGAUUUAUUUCUUGUUGAAACCUUACUUGAACUUGUUCGAUAUAAUAAACUAAAUAAUUUCGAAAAAAUUCUAAAUGAUUUUCGUCAAUCAUUAGCUCAUGAUGAAACUGUAUAUUGUCUUGAUAUAUUUUCAUAUUCAACUAGUUUAAAUGAAUAUUUUAAAUUAUUAUUAUAA